Messenger RNA from Gloeophyllum trabeum ATCC 11539, 1179 nucleotides. RefSeq lists its product as uncharacterized. NCBI's taxonomy places the organism in Eukaryota, Fungi, Basidiomycota, Agaricomycetes, Gloeophyllales, Gloeophyllaceae. Bases 1 to 1179 code for a protein of 392 amino acids. The transcript is spliced from 2 exons. The record is from RefSeq and is a predicted model, not a curated record.
AUGCGUCAGCGAGACGAGCACUGGAAAGCGCGACUGGACGAGGCGCAGCGGCGCGCCGACGGAUUGAAAGCUGCUCUUGCCCAGCGGAAUCGGUCCUUCGAAGAACUCCAGGCGCGGUAUGCAUCGCUGGAACGGCAAUGGCAAGACCAAGCGAAGCUACUCACAGCCCGCACAGCCGAAUCGCAGGCCGCGCAGACGUUCCUCACGAAGGCAGAUACAUUAUCGGUGGCAGAGGUCAGGAGCAUGGUUGGCGAUCUGAACACGGAUAUAUUCCAGACCGCUGCCAAAUUAGCGGAGCUCGUUGAUCUGAGCAUUCGAGCGGGGGGAUUAGGAGCGGAAGCACAGAGCGCGCAGGCUGUCCUGCAGCGAUGGCUGGCGAAGGACCUGUACGACGCUCUGGCUACGACUCAGGACAUAUCAAUCCUGCAAAUUGCGAUCCAAGGCGUCAUAUGCGGUUGCUGCAGGGAGAUAAUCAGCAGGUGGCCAUGCUCGCGCUCACAGAGUAAAGGGGUCAAGGAGGGUCGGGAAUGCCGCGCCAUUUACGACACCAUCAGAGCACAUGAGGUCCAAGCUGUCGCAGGACGUUGGCGCUCCUUGGCUCGAGGACACAUGAGACAGUGGGAUGAAGGCGGUCAGGCGGAAUAUGACCACUAUCUUCCUCUCGUCACGUCGGACGUACUGCAGGUAUACGCGUUGACCGGAUGCGUCAGCCUUGAAGCCCUCAGUUCGACAAAAGGGACGGUAUUUAAGAGCCUCAGCGAGAUAAUCCGAUUCGCGCUUCGCAUACGGAACACACUUGGGGAGGAGAUCACGUCCUGCGAUUUGGAAGUGGUAACAGCUCCUCAAGGCCAGCCGUUCAAUCCCCAGUGCAUGGAUGAGGACGGCGGAGAUGAGUCUGGGCAGCAGGAUUACUCGAGCGAUACCCAGGUCCUCUGUACCACGCAGCUUGGUCUGUCGCGUACAGAAAGCGUCAGUUCGGGUGGCAAAAAGUAUCAACACCGUGGAGAAAUAGUCACAAACUGCAAGGUCGCCCUCUCCUCGUUCUUGCAACCUGCAGAGGUGCCAGCCCGAGCUCUGAGAGAUGAGAGAAGACGUCGGAGAGAGAACAGGGCCCAGCGUUCCGACAAGACAUCCGAGAGUAUGAGUGCGUCUAGCAAGGGACCCAGGAGGACCGAAUAA